Molecule: messenger RNA, 1053 nt
Organism: Parnassius apollo (apollo)
Lineage: Eukaryota; Metazoa; Arthropoda; Insecta; Lepidoptera; Papilionidae
Source: the annotation of a GenBank genome assembly
AUGGGCUCGCCUGUAUCUCCCAUUGUCGCCGAUAUAUUCAUGGAAGACUUUGAGGAGAAAGCCCUCCUUACUGCACCUGUUACCCCAAGGUUCUACAAGCGGUACGUAGACGAUACUUUCACAAUUUUACCAUCAGACAAAGUAACUGCAUUUUUAGAACAUCUUAAUUCCAUAAACCCUAAAAUUCAAUUUACUAUGGAGUUAGAGGCAAAUAAUUACUUAGCUUUCCUAGAUGUGUUAGUCAUCCGAAAUCCUAGCAACACCAUAGGUCAUACUGUGUAUAGAAAAAAGACCCAUACAAACCGAUACUUAAAUGGUGAAUCUCACCAUCAUCCUUCACAGUUAGCUACCGUGGGCAAAUCUUUGUUUCAGAGAGCACGAGGGAUCUGUGACAGCAAACACCUGGCCGCCGAGCUUCAGCACGUCAAGCAGGUUCUGCACGACAACAAGCUUCGGGUCCCGCGCCUCCGUCACAGUGACCGAGUGAAGCCGGCCACAGUCGAGCGUGUGCCUGCUAUACUACCAUAUGUCAGAGGUGUCACAGACAAGAUUGGCUACAUCUUGAAGCGAGCUUCCAUUAGAACAUUCUACAAGCCGCCGAAGAAGAUUAGUCAGUUCUUACCAUCCGUCAAGUGUCAUAUUCCUCUACAAGAUGCAGGAGUGUACAAGCUUGAUUGUGAUUGUGGUCUCUCAUAUAUAGGGCAAACAAAGAGAUCAAUUAGAACCCGCGUAAAAGAACAGAUAGCUGACGUGAAGCAUCAACGUUCCGGGAAGUCUGCAGUUUGCGAUCAUAUUCUAGAUGGCCCCAACCAUUACAUCAGAUUUGAUAGACCACAAAUCUUCGCGAAAGAACAUCGAUUCCUGCCAAUGAUGAUACGUGAGGCUAUUGAAAUUAAAAUAUAUCCUAAUUUCAAUAGAGAAGGAGGCUGGGUACUACCACCUGCUUGCAAUCCUAUAAUUAAUAAAAUUAAAACUAAACCCAAGCAUACCACUGCAAGACUUCAAAAUACAGUUAGUUCAUUCUGCGUAGAUCGGACCAAAGACAAUAAUUAA